Acaromyces ingoldii is the source of this 699-nucleotide messenger RNA. RefSeq lists its product as hypothetical. The record is from RefSeq and is a predicted model, not a curated record. Lineage: Eukaryota; Fungi; Basidiomycota; Exobasidiomycetes; Exobasidiales; Cryptobasidiaceae. The transcript has 3 exons. Bases 29 to 541 code for a protein of 170 amino acids.
CUGCAGACAAAGUCAAACAGACAGCUUCAUGGAUCUCAUUCUGUCGCAACCUGCCCUUUCCACCCGCCUCGCGGCCGUUGUGGCAAGUGGGACGUUCUUUGGCUUGACGGUUUCGACGUCGACAUGCAUCAUUCCGGUUCUCCUAGACAAGCAGCUAGGCCUUGCCGCAAAGGACAGAUUGGGCUGUUGGAUCCGUCAGUUUGAUUUCUGCGCUCGUCGUUGGACGCCCAUCUCUUCAUCAAGUAUGGUCAUGUCGUUGGCGUCGCUGUACCUUACUCCUCGAGGGGCAACGAACGCCAAUCGGAGUCUCUUGUGGCUCAACUUCGCCUCGUUCUUUGGUCAAUUCCUCUUGACAUUUGCUUUCAUCUUCCCAGUCAAGGACAGAUUGAAGGCGCAACAAAAGAAGGGCGAGCCUUACAAUGACGUCGAAAUCCGCCAGAACAUCACUGCCUGGGAGCGCCUGCACAAGUUGAGGAUCCUGGGCAGUGCCGUUGCCUUUGGAGCAAGCUUGGUGGAGCUCGUUGGUUUUGUUCGCCAGUAAUCUCGUGGACCAAUCUUCAGCUUUACGCGAGAUGUUGGCUGUCGCUUGGUGUCAGGACCGAGUAGCAACGCCAACGAGACACCCAAUGAUUAAAAGUUUGAUCGUAAUCGAUAAGAUCUACCUUGCUCUCGGUGUUACCAGCGCAACGCCCUUGAGCC